Molecule: messenger RNA, 837 nt
Organism: Australozyma saopauloensis
Lineage: Eukaryota; Fungi; Ascomycota; Pichiomycetes; Serinales; Metschnikowiaceae
Exons: 1
Coding region: 1-837 (278 amino acids)
Source: RefSeq, a predicted model, not a curated record
AUGUCUUCUCGUCUACAAACCCGGCUCAUCGCGAUUUUGGUGCUGGUGUUCUUGUUUAUAGGGUUCUUCACCAUCGACCAACGACCAAAAGAUCUGGGCCAGCGGUCGUCGUUUCUAAAUCUGAUCCAUGGCUUCUUUGAGGCGCUGCCCAAACUGGCCAAGAACGAGCCUCCUAAAAGUCCGGACCAGCUCGACUUCGAUAAGAACCUAGAGCUUCUAGAUGCCAGCGAAGACCCCUGUACGGUUAUGCACCCAACACAUGGGUUUAUCGACUUGAGACCGCUCUCGACGCACAAUGGCGGUCCACACCCAUGGAGUGCCAGUGGCCUCGACUCCGACCAGAAUUAUACGCUUGGAAUCUGUCUGGUUCCGUUUGCGAAAGAUGCGGGGCAGCUCGUGUUCAAGGAUGUUGAAGAUCCUUCAAAAGUGGGCGCCUUUUUCAUGGACCCUAUCACUAAGGAAUAUGUCCUGAUGGGACAGGUAUCGGAUAAACCGAAGUUCGUGGGCCGUAAGUUGAUGCUCACCUAUGAGGAUGGCUCGUUUUGUGACUCUAUUGUUUCUUCGAAGGGAGAGCGUCUUCGGAGAAGAACUAUUGUCACCUUUAAAUGUGACCACGAUAUGCUUCACAAGGCCAGUGUCUCCCACGUAGCCUCCGUGCACGGAUGCACAUACAUGUUUGAAGUUAGAUCGCAUUUUGUGUGUCCCACUGCCGCCAAAGCCGAUAAUCUUGCGGCCAUUUGGAUUUUCUUGUUUAUUCUCUUCGCCGCAGGCUUGGUCUUCUUCUCGGGAAGUUACGUCAUGAACUUCUUCAGGAAGAACACCAGCUACCGUAAAUAG